AACACAUUGAUGCCGAUGUACCCGAUGUAUCACUACCAUCAUCAAACACAGACGAUGGGCGUGCCGGCCCACAUCUUUCCACCAACGACGGCGGGGCCCAUGACCACAGUUCCGGCGAUCAUCUCGAAACCUGUGUCGAUUGCUCCCAACACAGUUUGUUUGGCUGUGGAAUAGGUGCAGUUGGAACAGGUGAGGGCAUAAAGAAGGGGACUUAGCUGGCAAAUAAUAACAAAGGGGAGGAUGGAAGCUGCUCAGAGCAACAUUAUUAUCUGAUCUGUUGUGGCUCUUUCUUUCCAUAAUUUUCCUCUCUUUUUUUUUUUUUUUUGAACUCAAAUUUAUUUUAUUAAAUAUUUAAUUAUUAUUCUUAUUUAGGUGUUUUAUAAUAUUCUUUCAUUCCCAACCAUCCCCCUCUAACAAUGUAAGCUUUUGAGCUAUGAACAUUUGAAACCCCUAAUGUAAUAGAAGUCAUAUCUUAUG
Rubroshorea leprosula is the source of this 477-nucleotide messenger RNA. NCBI's taxonomy places the organism in Eukaryota, Viridiplantae, Streptophyta, Magnoliopsida, Malvales, Dipterocarpaceae. The record is from the annotation of a GenBank genome assembly.